Messenger RNA from Spirodela intermedia, 1824 nucleotides. NCBI's taxonomy places the organism in Eukaryota, Viridiplantae, Streptophyta, Magnoliopsida, Alismatales, Araceae. The record is from the annotation of a GenBank genome assembly.
AUGGUGAGCGAACGAAUCGCCUAUUGGAUGAUUUUCUUCGUGUUCUUCUUUCAUGAAGUCGCUCAUAACGUUGCCUGCAACCUUAUUCCGACCCGUCUAAUGCCAGUGGAUUUGUUGUGAUGCUUUCUGCAGACCUUCAAGCGCAGGAACGGGGGACGCAAUAAGCAUGGCCGCGGUCAUGUUAAGUUUAUUCGCUGUUCCAACUGUGCGAAGUGCUGCCCAAAGGUACGGCCUCCUUUGCGGGUCAUAUCUGCUUCUUUACUUUGUUACCGCCAUAUGAUGGCGAUGCGUUCUUUUGCAUCUAGUCGAUGACGCUUGUUUUCGUCUUUGUUUGGAUAGACUAAUAGAUACGUCCUUGCAAUGUUUGCUUACAUAUGCAUUGGUUCGUGGAUUGCUCUAACUUCGAUGAUUUUAUUUUAUUUAUCUUGCUUGUUGAAUCAUUCUAAAAGUUAAUGCUGUAAUGUGGUAGCGUGUCUUAUUUUUAUGUUUACCUUUAUUUUAUUUCGAAGGACAAGGCCGUCAAGAGGUUUCUUGUUAGGAACAUUGUCGAGCAGGCUGCCGUGAGGGACGUCCAGGAAGCUUGCGUUUACGAGAGUAAGAAUUCUCGAUUGCUUUCUGUCCUUAGUCGACUGCUUCGGAUCCUUGACUUUUCUAAUUGCGUAAUCGAUUUGUGUUUUAGGUUAUACUCUUCCCAAGCUUUACGCGAAGAUGCAUUAUUGCAUUUCUUGUGCCAUCCAUUCUCACGUGGUUCGGGUGCGAUCUCGGACAAACAGGAGGAACCGUGAGCCACCACAGCGUUUCAGGCGUAGGGUAUGAAUCUUCAUGCCACGCACUGUUCUUUUCGUUUAAUGUUCGUUUUUACAAUUCUCAUGAGUUUGGCUUGCAAGAACUCUAGUUGAUGAUGUCGAAACCCUGUACCGAUCACUUCUCAUGAAAACGGAGACUGAUAUUCCUUACAUGAUCCUAAAAUAGAGAGUCAACUGAGGACCAUUGAUGCGAAUUUUCUGAAACGACUGUUCUUGGAAGUCUGUUCUUUCAUCCAAACCCUUAGAUUCUUCUUUCCCCCAAUUUCAGGGUCCCUUUUUUUCCUGUCGAAGUAUCAAUUAAUGUGAGGGCCUGUCAUACACGCCUUUGGGUAGGCUAGUGAACCAAUUAUUCUACGGGUCUUGAGGUUUCUGCCCAAAGUUCUAUGUCAUUGUUAGCCAUUUAUCGAUCUAUUUAGUAAUCGAUCAUAGGAGACGUUUCGAAGGCAGCUAGAAUCAGUUACAUCAGAUCUGAAAGCAGGAAUUCGCCUCUAGCUCCAUUAGUCGUCAUUAACCAGGCUCUGGCGCUCAUGUCGGAGCCUUUUACUAGGUAGAUUGCUAGAUUCCUAUGUCCAAAGCAUCUAGGCUGUAGUUCUUACUAAAUCUUUUGCAAACUAAAAUGCUUAUCGGACAAAGUUUCCAUGGCAUUUGUGAUUCUUGAUGCGAAACCCACCCCCAUCUCGCCACUGUCAUGAAACCUUUACUCGUGAUUGCCACAGUUUCAAUGCACUUUCUUCAUUGGGACGCAAAAAUCUUCCUCCUCUGUUCGAUGCACAUAUCUGUUGUAACCUCUGUUCUUCGUUUUACUGCCUUUGAAUUGGCCUCGGACCAGACCCCUUUAGCCUGUGUAUCGACAGAGGGCGUCUUAUGUUUUUGCACAUUUUAUUUAGCAUUGUUUUCUCAAAAUUUCCCAAUGUGGAAGCUAAUGGGUUCGACCCGCUGGUGGCAGGACGACACCAAGCCCGGGGUGCCCGGUGGCCCGCGCCCGGCCGGCGCUCCUCCGACUGCGGCGAAGCCGUAA